Molecule: messenger RNA, 3716 nt
Organism: Stegastes partitus (bicolor damselfish)
Lineage: Eukaryota; Metazoa; Chordata; Actinopteri; Pomacentridae
Product: E3 SUMO-protein ligase PIAS1
Exons: 14
Coding region: 22-2193 (723 amino acids)
Biological process (GO): regulation of transcription by RNA polymerase II; protein sumoylation
Cellular component (GO): chromatin
Molecular function (GO): transcription coregulator activity; SUMO ligase activity; zinc ion binding
Source: RefSeq, a predicted model, not a curated record
GAGAGUGCGGAACUGAAGCAAAUGGUGAUGAGCCUGCGGGUGUCGGAGCUGCAGGUGCUGCUGGGCUACGCUGGACGCAACAAGCACGGACGCAAGCACGAGCUGCUGACCAAGGCGUUGCAUCUGCUGAAAGCCGGCUGCAGCCCCGCCGUGCACAUGAAGAUCAAAGAGCUCUACCGACGACGCUUCCCUGCCAAAAUGGUGUCCCACUCAGAGCUGGCCCUGCCUGGACCGCACCACCCGGCCACAGCUGGAGUGGUUGGAGGAGGGGGCGCGGCGCUGCCUGCAGGCCUGACACAGCUGGCGUACGAGGGUCACGCCGGUCACGGUGGAACCCCGUCGCCCGCCGCCUUACUGCCCCUCUCACUGCUCGGCCCUGGGAAACAUGAGCUGACCGGCCUGACGCACCACCUGCCCACUUCAGCCACGCUGCAUCCGGUCCACCCAGAUGUCAAGCUCCAGAGGCUGCCCUUCUACGACAUGCUGGACGAACUCAUCAAGCCGACCAGUUUAGCGUCAGACAACAGCCAGCGUUUUCAGGAGACAUGUUUUGCCUUUGCAUUAACGCCACAGCAAGUUCAGCAGAUCAGCAGCUCGAUGGACAUCUCGGGGACCAAAUGCGACUUCUCUGUCCAAGUUCAGUUGCGGUUUUGCCUGUCGGAGACGAGCUGUCCUCAGGAAGACCACUUUCCCCCAAAUCUGUGUGUGAAAGUCAACGGGAAGCCAUGUAACCUGCCGGGUUAUCUUCCUCCAACCAAAAACGGUGUCGAGCCCAAGCGGCCCAGCCGGCCCAUCAACAUUACCUCACUGGUCAGGUUGUCCACCACCGUCCCCAACACCAUCGUGGUGUCGUGGACUGCUGAGAUCGGAAGGAGUUACUCCAUGGCGGUGUACUUGGUGAAGCAGCAGUCGUCCACAGUGCUGCUGCAGAGACUACGGGCAAAAGGCAUCAGAAACCCAGACCACUCCAGAGCGCUCAUCAAAGAGAAGCUAACAGCAGACCCAGACAGUGAAAUAGCCACCACCAGCCUUCGAGUGUCGCUGCUCUGCCCGCUGGGGAAGAUGCGGCUGAUGAUCCCAUGCCGGGCGCUGACAUGCUCCCACCUGCAGUGCUUUGACGCCACACUCUACAUCCAGAUGAACGAGAAGAAGCCCACCUGGGUGUGUCCUGUCUGUGACAAGAAGGCCCCCUAUGAGCACCUCAUCAUCGACGGGCUUUUCGUGGAGAUCCUUAACAGCUGCAUGGACUGUGAUGAGAUCCAGUUUAAGGAGGAUGGCAGCUGGGCCCCCAUGAGGUCUAAGAAGGAAGUGCAAGAGGUCUCCUCUGCCUCCUAUAACAACGGGCUGGAUGGCUCGUGUAGGACAUCUGCAGGUUCAGAUCAGCGGAGCUCCUCGUCGUCCAGCCACGGUGGCAGCGACGGCAGUAACAGCAAGAAAGUGGAAGUGAUCGACUUGACGCUGGAUAGCUCCUCGGAAGACGAAGGACAGGAUUCACCGCCUCCGCCGCUGCCUCCUCCAGUCAAAAGAGCGUGUCCCUCUUUGUCCCCGACCUCGCCACCCGUCAUCAACAAAGGUGUGUUGAACCUGCACCACCAGGCUUCUCCUGUGAGUCGAACUCCCAGCAUGCCAGCAAUGGACACCAGCUACAUCCCUCCCGUCCCCCCACUCAUCCAGGACUACAGACCCUACUACCACACCCCCAACGACCUGUCAGAGUUGAACUUCUUCUCUUUUCUUCAAGGUGACAAUCAUCAGUUGGCGCACUCGCAGUCCACAAGGGCCGUAGACGACUACAGGGGGUACUGCAUGGACCCUCACAGGCUUGAGCAGCAUUACAACAUGGUCAUGGCAGCGGCGGCAGCUGCGUCGGCCUCAGACGACCACGAGCUGCUCCUCAACCGCUUUCUGCCCUACAGCACCUCCUCCUCCGCCUCCCAGCUGUUCCUGGACCAAUCGGGAGCCUCCUCGGCCACUUCGCUGACGGCGCCGACCAACGGGGCGAGCAACUCGGGCAGCAGCAGCAGCCUGGUGUCGUCCAGCAGCCUCCGUGACACUCACUCCUCGCACUCGUCCUCGCACUCGGGCUCACACUCCUCACACACACAUCCCGGGGUGGUGGCCAGCCGGAGCAGCGCCGAAGCAGCAGUGGCAGCUAUUUACGGAGGGAUACCCGAUGUCAUAUCGUUGGACUGACCCACGAACAGCACUCUGGGCCCGGCUGCGAUCCAGUAACAAUACCAAUCACAAACUGACUGAAGGGUAAGGUUUUGAUCCAGGUAAUAGACUGGCCCCAAGUCCUCAAACUGCAGCUGUCGGAGUCGAGAAGAGCACUAAUAAUCUGAGUGUGUAACAGGUUUAAAGGGGUCCCUUCACUGGACUGACCUGAGAACAGUACUGAGUCAUCACUUAAAGGGGUCAGCUGUGUCGGCGUACUGACUUCAGAUCAGAAACCUGUCCAGCAUGUGAACCCACGUUUCUGCUAUACUGGUACCAACCUGGCACAAACAGCAAAAACACAAAGGAGGAAGGCUCUUUUUUUACACAGAGGAGUGGCACCGUGUACAGAGAACAAAAUAUAUUUUCCUCUUUUACUUUUGUAUGUUAAAUCGGGACAUUUUCAGUCUAGUGAGCUGCUUCAAUCGCUGUUUGUAAGCGGAGGACUGAGUUGUUGUUGUUUUUUUUUUCUUCUUCUCACACGAGCUUAUACAUAUGCCUGUUGCCAUAUGGUUAUCUUCUCUCUUAUCUCUAUCCUGUUUGGAUUUUCCGUUUGCAUUUCUCCAAGAUUGGCUUCAGUUCUCCCUCCUUUUCUCUCAUGUUUAGAUUUCCGGUGUAUUUUUUUCUCUGUCAAUGACAAGAACUUUUUCAGAUACUGAAUUUACAGUUUAUUCAUGUGCUAAUAAUUUUAUUAUUCUUUUAAGUUAUGUAUGAUAUUUAAGCAGUUAUAAAUAUAAAUAUAUAUAUAUAUAUAUAAAUAUAUAUGCAUUCCCUUUGACCUUCAGGUUAAUGCUGUAGGGAGUGUGUAGGUGGAAAUUAGCCAUUUCUGGUUUUUCAUUUUCACUCCUUCAUUUCCAACUCUUUAUAAAGACUCUGCCGGCAUACAGCAUUUAGAAAUGAGACUAUUUAUACUUGCCAAUUUAGAGUUUUGAGCUGGAAGAGUUUUGUUUUCCUUUUUUUGCACAAUGCCAAAAAAAUCGCGUACGGUACGUAUGAAAACGAUCACAAUAAUCGGAGUGCAGUCGCAUCUGUGUGCCACAGUGUUUCCAGUCAAGUGUCCACUUCUUCAGUCCGACUGGUGGUUGUUCAGACACUUAAACUCUGUCCCUUUGUGUCUUGUCUUCUCAGUUGACUGUUAAAAAGGAAUAACGACGAAGGUCAAGCUGUCGUAGCAGCGUCGGGCCUUUUAAAGACACAGGCGUCCGUAAUGUGUGACCAAGGUUAAACUAGUGCCUGUUUAUGUGCGUGCUUCACAGCGUGAAAUUAAUGUCUUAAAUGGUCGCCCACAACCUCCGCUUCAUCUCUCUCCGAGUGUUUUCUGAAGAUUCGACCUUUGACUGAUAUCUUUAACCAUCUAGGGAGUUAUCUUUGGGUUGUGAUAAAGCAUCCAAUAGUAUAAGCAGGCUGUUUAGUGCCACAGAUAUAAAAGGCGAUCUCAGCAUGCCAACUUAGACCAGGCACAGAGCCAGAUGAUUCAAAAACACAUUGCCUGUCUGGAGCUU